Momordica charantia (bitter melon) is the source of this 1230-nucleotide messenger RNA. Its product is annotated as L-gulonolactone oxidase 2. The record is from RefSeq and is a predicted model, not a curated record. Gene Ontology annotation, cellular component: membrane. Gene Ontology annotation, molecular function: D-arabinono-1,4-lactone oxidase activity; FAD binding. Lineage: Eukaryota; Viridiplantae; Streptophyta; Magnoliopsida; Cucurbitales; Cucurbitaceae.
GAUGGCUACGCCAAACUCCGCCGCCUCCUUGACGGUGACCAACACCUCAACGCUGCCAAAGUUUCACUCGGAGUUCUUGGAAUUAUUACACAGGUUACUCUGAAAUUGGAACCUAUGUUCAAGCGAUCCAUCACAUAUUUGAAAAGGCAUGACAGAGAUUUGGGCGACGAAGUGGUUAGUUUUGGGAGAAAUUAUGAAUUUGGCGACUUGAUUUGGUAUCCAAGCCAGCGUAUGGUUGUGUAUCGCCAAGACAGCCGCGUUUCAUCCAACACCUCCGGGAAUGGCUUAUAUGAUUUCAUUCCAUUUCGCCCCACACCUUCAGUGGGCUUGCAACUUCUUCGAGCCUCAGAGGAGGACCAAGAGUCAAGGCGUGAUGCUGGUGGCAAGUGUUUCAGUGCAAGGCUUGUUACGUCCCUUCUCUCAUUCUCUGCUUAUGGAUUAACCAACAACGGCAUCACAUUUCUGAAGUACCCAGUGAUUGGGUAUCAGAAUCGGGUCCAAUCCUCUGGAUCUUGCCUAUACCGCAAUGCUAAGGACAUGAGAAUAACAGGGUGCCCUUGGGACCCUUUGAUCAAGGGAGAGUUCUUCCACCAGACGGCUGUUAGCGUGGAGUUGAGAGUGGUCAAAAGUUUCAUCGAGGAUGUGCAGAAACUUGCGGAGUUGGAGCCCAUGGCAUUUUGUGGGCUGGAGCUGUACAAUGGCAUCCUGAUGCGCUACGUCAAGGCCUCCAGCGCUUACUUGGGGAAGCAACACGAUGGAGUGGACUUCGACUUCACGUACUACCGAAGCAGAGACCCGAUGAGUCCUAGGCUGUUCGAGGAUGUGCUUGAAGAGGUGGAGCAAAUGGCCGUGUUCAAAUAUGGAGGUACUCCGCACUGGGGGAAGAACAGGAACGUGGCGUUUCAAGAGGCAAUCGCCAAGUACAGAGACAAGGAAGCCUUCCUGGAGGUUAAGAAUGAAUACGACCCACAUGGCCUCUUCUCCAACCAGUGGACAGACCAAGUUCUUGGAUUGAAAGGAGCAGUCACCAUAGAUAAAGAUGGGUGCGCCUUAGAAGGGUUGUGUAUAUGCUCUAAAGACAGCCAUUGCGCCCCAAAUAAGGGCUACUUCUGUAGGCCAGGCAGAGUUUACAAGGAUGCUAGGGUUUGUUCUUAUUUAGGUUUCAACCAACCUUAAAUAUAAUUACAUAUAUAUGUUGUAUGAGCCCUAGUAAGUAGGAGCUAUGUGAAA